CCAGGUGGGCGAUCAGCUCUCCUUCCCAGCCUUUCUCUCUCCCGCUCCCCUCUCCCCGGCAGGACUGGAGAACUGGGUCUGGGCUGAGGACAUGGCCUUUGUCCCCGUGACGGUGCCCUGGAGCCCAGAGCACCAGCUGCACAGGCUGCAGGUGACCCGCAAGCUGCUGGAGACAGAGGAGCAGGCCGCCUUCCCCCUGGGAGGUGCCUCCCCUCGCUACCUGUACCUGGCCAGCAACCAGAGCAACAAGUGGGGUCACCCUCGGGGCUACCACAUCCAGAUCUGCAGUUUUGCUGGGGAGCCGCUGCCCCAGAUCAGCUCCAUGGAGAGAGCCAUCAGCUGGGGCAGGUGAGUGGAGGCAUGGUGGAGAGGCC
Messenger RNA from Phyllostomus discolor (pale spear-nosed bat), 374 nucleotides. Its product is annotated as membrane primary amine oxidase-like. Gene Ontology annotation, biological process: amine metabolic process. The record is from RefSeq and is a predicted model, not a curated record. Gene Ontology annotation, molecular function: quinone binding; copper ion binding; primary methylamine oxidase activity. The transcript has a single exon. Lineage: Eukaryota; Metazoa; Chordata; Mammalia; Chiroptera; Phyllostomidae. Bases 92 to 352 code for a protein of 86 amino acids.